AUGAAUGCAUCAUUUCAGGUUCCUCUCUGGAAGCAACGUGUUGCUGAGACAGUGGGACGAGACUAUGUGAUUUGGGAUUAUCAUGUAAUUUUGUUAUAUUCAAAGUCGGGUUCAGUACUUGUCUAUGAUUUUGAUACAGCGUUAUCUUUUCCUUGUGAUGCUCAAACAUACUGGAUUGAGACAUUUCAUCCUGAACUGAAUUUGAAUGCGAAUUAUCACAGGUAUUUUCGAGUUAUUAGUGGCUCACAUUACUUACAGCACUUUUCUUCUGAUCGAAGUCAUAUGCUGGAAACUAAUGGGAAUCACAAGGCAUGGCCACCUUCUUGGCCUCCUAUAUAUGACCCCGGUAUCCUUAAUGACCGAUUUAAAUUGAGACGUACUUUUACCACUUCAUCACCAGCAAAAGAUAUUAAACAGUUCUGCGUUGAUCUUGCGAAAAGAAAUCUUAUUUCCACCUCACAUCCAUCCAAUUUAUCCAGCGAUGAUUUCAAAUCGGUGUCAACUCUUCCCAAUGUUGUUUACGCAGGAUUUGACCCCACAGCAGAGAGCCUUCACAUUGGUCAUUUGCUAGUACUAACGAACUUGUUUCGAGCAACUUUACACGGAUGUCAUGCAGUUGCUCUGAUCGGUGGAGCCACUGCUCGAGUUGGGGAUCCAAGUGGUCAUAUUACAGAUCGGGUCAUUAUUCCGGAUCACGAGAUUGACCAAUAUGUUAGAAAAAUUAACUCGCAACUGGUGAAGUUAUUUAAUAAUUUCACAGAAGAUAACAUUCAGUCGAGCAAGCAUCUGUCAAUCGUCAACAAUUCUGAUUGGCACUCCAAGGCAAGAAAGCUUUCCAAAAUAAGAAAUAUAACCUGUGUUUUUUAUAAUGACGACGAAAUGUGCUCCGUUUUGGAAGUGAAAUUUGGGAUGAGCUCGAUUCAGUUUCUGGAAAUUUGUCGAGCUUUUCGAUUAGGUGAUAUGCUUAGACUGGGAAUGGUCAAAUCCCGGAUGCAUGACGGGUCAGGUCUUUCUUGCACUGAAUUUUUAUAUCAGAUACUUCAGUCAUAUGAUUGGUACCGCCUUUCGAGUGAUUAUAACUGCCACUUCCAAAUAGGUGGUAAUGAUCAAUUGGGCCACUUUGAUGCAGGCUAUGAUUACAUAAAGAAGAAAACUGGGAAGCGAUCUGCCAGCAUUUGCUUACCUUUACUUACUGAUGCUCAAGGAAAAAAACUUAGCAAAACUUCAAAAGAAAGUAGUAACAUAUGGCUAGAUGAACGAAAAACAUCACCUUUCACCUUUUACCAGCAUUUUCGUCAAAAACCAGACUCAGUCAUAGUUCCUUUGCUAAGAUACUUUUCCCUGCGAACUAUCAAAGAAAUCGAAGAAAUUGAACGAGAACACCAAACAAAUUUAGGGAAAUGGAUCGCUCAAGAGAAAUUGGCAGAAGAAUUGACGAAGUUUGUACAUGGAAGUAAUGGGUUGAAAAUGGCAAAACAGUGCUCGAAAAUACUUUUUCAUGGUUCUCUUUCUGAAUGGCGGAACAUGCCGACUUCGUUUAUAGAAGAACAGUUUGGCAGCGCAUCUGUGCAGCAGCUUUUUCGAUCGAAUUUUUCGACGAUGGGAGAAUUAGCCGAUAAAGUACAUAAUGGUGAGGGAUCUAGCAUAAAUAAGAUGAAAGCAGGAGCUCUGAAGCUGAAUGGAAUACGGUUUACGAAUCCUGAUGAAGUGAUUGAUUUUGAUAAGAUUUGUUUGGAUGGCAAAAAUAUCACACUUGUUUGUUGGGGCAAACGAAAAUAUCAUUUGGUUAAAUGGGUUGAUUAA
Messenger RNA from Acanthocheilonema viteae, 1803 nucleotides. Lineage: Eukaryota; Metazoa; Nematoda; Chromadorea; Rhabditida; Onchocercidae. The record is from the annotation of a GenBank genome assembly.